CAAUCAGCUAUCCAAAGACUCUCUGUUCAUAAAGAAAAAAGACUCCGUUUAACUCCAUCUAAAAAAACUCUCUCCACGCAUCCGAUAAAGAGACUUGUCCCUUUGAUCUGAAGGAGGUGAAGAACCCGAAAAAAGGAUUAAUUUUAUGAUUUUUAUCACGACUAGACUACAAACUUCAGAAUAAAGCCGAAAGGCCCUUCUCCUCAGGCUAUCAUCUCCGUUGACGCCGUCUUCAUCAUGUGUGUGCUUCAACCGUUUUUUCAAUCCUCCCGAUUCACUCUAUAAUUCUCGCUGCUGUUCAUGAAAAUUCAUAAUUCGCGUUCGAAACUCCGUAUUUUGUUAUUUAUAUUAAACUCUAGGCUAUUAACUUGGUGAAUUGAUCAUUGUUUAACGAUCCACAGCGAGGUAUAUAUUCUCCAAUAAGAAUAGGGCUUUUGGAGCUCUGGGCGGAUUUGCUUUGUUGUUCUUACAAGGAGUAGGAUCGAUGAAUGGAGAAGUACAACUGGAGCCUUUGGGAGGCCCUAAUCCUAGCGACUCCGAUCCUCUACUAAACGAACACCAUGAGGACCCGACGCCACCUCUUUCAUCUAAAUCGGAGAGCUCCAUCGAGAUGAAGGUAGAAGAUUUGGAGACUGGUUCUCUGCCUUGCUGCAGAAUCUGCCUCGAGUGCGAUGGAGAAGAUGAUGAUGACUUGAUAUCACCGUGCAUGUGCAAAGGCACCCAACAGUUUGUGCAUCGCACUUGUCUUGAUCAUUGGCGAUCAGUCAAAGAAGGAUUCGCAUUUUCACACUGUACUACUUGUAAAGCUCAGUUUCAUCUUCGAGUGGCAGAGUUAGAGGACAACAGUUGGAGGAAUAUAAAGUUCAGACUCUUUGUUGCUAGGGAUAUUUUUCUUGUCUUUUUGGCUGUACAAUCUGUGAUUGCAGUGAUUGGUGGCUUUGCUUACCUCAUUGAUAAAGAUGGAACAUUUAGGAAUUCAUUCAAUGACAGUUGGGACCGAAUAUUAUCCAAACAUCCUAUUCCCUUUUAUUAUUGCAUAGGAGUAAUUGCCUUCUUUGUGCUGCUUGGGUUUUUUGGGCUGAUUCUACACUGCUCCUCCUUUAAUAGCAAUGACCCACACAUGGCUGGGUGUCAGAACUGCUGUUAUGGCUGGGGCAUCUUGGAUUGCUUUCCUGCAUCAAUGGAAGCAUGCUUCGCCUUGGUUAUCAUUUUCGUAGUCAUCUUUGCUAUCAUGGGCAUUGCAUAUGGGUUCCUUGCUGCCACCAUGGCAUUCCAAAGGAUCUGGCAGAGACACUACCACAUUCUGACUAAGAGAGAGCUUACUCAGGAAUACGUAGUUGAAGAUCUCCGUGGCUGCUAUACCACACCGAAACUGGACACAGAGCACGAAGAACGCCUUAAACUGCUCAAACUUUUAUAGGAUGAUAGAGAUAAACAUGAUCGUUUAAUGUUUCAAUGCAUUUUAAGCUUGUUUAUAUUCUCAAUCAAUGCCUCGAGCAUAAGGUUAGGUUGAUCUAAUCUGGUUCAGCAAGAACCAGGGUUCUUUUCAUAUUUCUGCCAUAAGUAAUCCGUGUUUUGACAAAUGAAAACGAACAUCAGUUUUAGAGAAUAAUUAUUUUUAUUCACAUAACAACAACAAUAAUUCAAACUAAAGUCAUUUUGGGUUGUACCAUAUAAA
Molecule: messenger RNA, 1678 nt
Organism: Cuscuta europaea
Lineage: Eukaryota; Viridiplantae; Streptophyta; Magnoliopsida; Solanales; Convolvulaceae
Source: the annotation of a GenBank genome assembly